AUGUGAUGGGGACCCCUUUUGCAGCUUCUCCCCAUUUAAGGCGCUCACCAAAAACCAACCAAACCCCCAACCAAAUCACACUUAAAUACUUCUUUUCUAGUUACACAUAUCUCAGAUUUGCACAAUUCCAAUUCUUUCUGUCCAAAGCAGCCCAAAAGCCACAAUCUUUAUUGGUUUCUUCGCUUAAAGAUUUCUACUGAUCUUCUUCUACUUCUUUAAGUGGAAACAUGUUAGAAGCUCAAAGGAUGCCACUAAAUGGAAGUUUAAACUAUGGUAACAAUGGGAACAUAAAUGGGACGAUUUCACUGAGGUCUUCUGCAAGUAGAUCCGCCAUCGAUGAAUUUUGUUAUGCUCUCGGGGGAAACAAGCCGAUCCAUAGCAUCUUAAUUGCGAAUAAUGGAAUGGCGGCCGUAAAGUUUAUAAGAAGUGUGAGAACAUGGAGUUAUGAAACAUUUGGUUCGGAUAAAGCGAUUUUGUUGGUAGCCAUGGCCACACCGGAGGAUAUGCGGAUAAAUGCAGAGCAUAUUAGAAUUGCGGAUCAAUUUGUAGAAGUCCCCGGUGGUACAAAUAAUAAUAAUUAUGCAAAUGUGCAACUCAUUGUAGAGACUGCCGAGAUAACACAUGUUGAUGCCGUUUGGCCUGGUUGGGGUCAUGCAUCCGAAAUCCCGGAACUACCCGAUGCAUUGGUGGCUAAAGGAAUUAUAUUUCUUGGGCCACCUGCUUCAUCCAUGGCGGCUUUAGGAGAUAAAAUCGGUUCUUCGUUGAUUGCACAAGCAGCUGACGUGCCGACACUUCCAUGGAGUGGUUCUCAUGUGAAAAUAGUGGCGGAAAGCUGUUUGGUGACAAUUCCCGACGAUGUAUAUAGAAAAGCUUGUGUGUAUACAACCGAAGAAGCAAUUGCCAGUUGUCAAGUUGUCGGUUAUCCGGCCAUGAUUAAGGCAUCAUGGGGUGGAGGUGGCAAAGGCAUUAGAAAGGUGCAUAAUGAUGAAGAAGUCAAGGCACUUUUCAAGCAAGUUCAAGGUGAAGUGCCCGGUUCCCCUAUAUUCAUUAUGAAAGUUGCUUCUCAGAGCCGACAUCUCGAAGUUCAGCUACUAUGUGAUCAGCAUGGCAAUGUAGCGGCUUUACACAGUCGUGAUUGCAGUGUUCAAAGACGACACCAAAAGAUUAUUGAGGAGGGGCCGAUAACCGUAGCUCCACCGGACACAAUAAAGAAGCUUGAGCAAGCGGCAAGAAGAUUAGCAAAAUCGGUUAAUUAUGUUGGAGCUGCAACUGUAGAAUAUUUGUACAGUAUGGAAACUGGGGAUUAUUAUUUUUUGGAGCUUAACCCCCGUUUACAGGUUGAGCAUCCUGUCACAGAGUGGAUAGCGGAAGUUAAUAUACCGGCAGCACAAGUUGCAGUUGGAAUGGGAAUUCCUCUUUGGCAAAUUCCUGAAAUAAGACGAUUUUAUGGGAUGGAAAAUAGUGGAGGGUAUGAUGCUUGGAGAAGAACAUCGGUUCUUGCAACUCCGUUUGACUUUGACCAAGCGGAGUCCGUUAGGCCAAAGGGUCAUUGUGUUGCUGUACGUGUAACAAGUGAGGAUCCAGAUGAUGGUUUUAAGCCCACUAGCGGGAAAGUUCAGGAGCUUAGUUUUAAAAGCAAGCCAAACGUGUGGGCAUACUUUUCGGUCAAGUCCGGAGGAGGCAUUCACGAAUUCUCAGAUUCUCAAUUUGGUCAUGUUUUUGCAUUUGGAGAGUCAAGAGCACUAGCCAUCGCAAAUAUGGUUCUUGGGCUGAAAGAAAUCCAAAUUCGCGGUGAAAUCCGUACUAAUGUUGAUUAUACAAUCGAUUUAUUACAUGCUCCGGAUUAUGCCGAAAAUAAAAUUCAUACGGGUUGGUUAGAUAGCCGAAUCGCUAUGCGGGUUAGAGCAGAAAGGCCCCCAUGGUACCUCUCGGUAGUUGGGGGAGCUCUUUAUAAAGCGGCUGCUAGAAGUGCUUUCAUGGUUUCUGACUAUGUUGGUUAUCUUGAAAAGGGUCAAAUCCCUCCUAAGCAUAUAUCGUUGGUCAACUCUCAAGUUUCUUUGAAUAUUGAGGGUAGUAAAUACACGAUUGAUAUGGUAAAAAAAGGACCAGGAAGUUAUAGAUUAAAAAUGAAUAAAUCGGAGAUUGAAGCAGAAAUACACACUCUACGUGACGGGGGCUUAUUAAUGCAGUUGGAUGGAAAUAGCCAUAUUAUAUACGCAGAGGAAGAAGCUGCCGGUACUCGACUCCUAAUCGAUGGACGAACUUGCUUGCUUCAGAAUGAUCAUGAUCCUUCCAAAUUGAUGGCGGAAACGCCAUGCAAGCUUCUAAGAUACUUGGUGGCAGAUGGUAGCCAUGUUGACGCCGACACACCUUACGUUGAGGUUGAAGUUAUGAAAAUGUGUAUGCCGCUUCUUUCACCGUCUUCUGGCGUUAUACAAUUUAAAAUGUCUGAAGGUCAAGCCAUGCAGGCUGGCGAGCUUAUAGCAAGACUUGAUCUUGAUGACCCGUCAGCUGUAAGAAAAGCAGAGCCCUUUACCGGAAGCUUUCCUGUUCUGGGCCCACCGACUGCCAUAUCAGACAAAGUUCAUCAGAAAUGUGCUGCAACUCUAAGUGCCGCUCGGAUGAUUCUUGCUGGCUAUGAUGACAACAUUGAUGAUGUUGUACAAAACUUGCUCCUUUGUCUAGAUAGUCCGGAUCUUCCGUUCCUACAAUGGCAAGAAUGCUUUGCAGUGUUAGCAAAUCGACUUAAUAAAGAUCUAAGAAACAAGCUGGAAUCAAAGUUUAAGGAGUACGAAGGCAUUUCCACACAACAAACAAUUGACUUCCCGGCCAAAGUUUUACGGAACAUUCUAGAAACCCACCUCGGAUCUUGCUCGGAAAAGGAGAAGGUAGCCCAAGAAAGACUCGUUGAACCGUUAAUGAGUCUUGUUAAGUCAUAUGAAGGUGGUAGAGAGAGUCAUGCACGCGGGAUUGUUCACGCUCUUUUUGAAGAGUAUUUGUGUGUUGAAGAAUUAUUUAGUGACAAUAUUCAGGCUGAUGUAAUCGAACGUCUUCGACUCCAAUACAAGAAAGAUCUCUUGAGGAUUGUUGACAUCGUGCUUUCCCAUCAGGGAGUUAGAAGUAAAAACAAGCUGAUACUACGACUGAUGGAGCAUUUGGUUUACCCUAAUCCAGCUCCUUAUAGAGAGAAACUCAUUCGGUUUUCCGCACUCAACCACACAAGUUAUUCCGAGUUAGCGUUGAAGGCAAGUCAACUGUUGGAACAAACUAAAUUAAGCGAACUUCGUUCAAGUAUCGCAAGAAGUCUUUCUGAGUUAGAGAUGUUUACUGAAGAAGGUGAAAAUAUCGAUACCCCUAAACGGAAAAGCGCAAUCAACGAAAGAAUGGAGGAUAUUGUGAGUGCUCCUUUGGCGGUUGAAGAUGCCCUUGUUGGUCUUUUUGACCAUAGUGAUCACACCCUUCAAAGGCGCGUUGUUGAGACCUAUGUUAGAAGAUUAUAUCAGCCAUAUCUCUUGAAGGGGAGUGUUAGAAUGCAAUGGCACAGAUCUGGACUUAUUGCAUCGUGGCAAUUCGUGGAAGGGCAUAUCGGUGAAUUGAAUGCUUCUGGUUAUGAAAUGACCGAAACGCCCUUGGUUGACAAGAAAUGGGGAGCUAUGGUUAUAAUAAAAUCUCUUCAAUUUUUACCCGAUGUGAUCAGCGCAGCUCUUAAAGAAACGACUCAUAGUUCUCAUAGUUCGGGUCAUAGUGGGUCAGCGGGUCCUACUGACCACGGUAACAUGAUGCACAUUGCAUUGGCCGGCAUCAACAACCAAAUGAGUUUGCUUCAAGACAGUGGUGAUGAGGAUCAGGCUCAAGAAAGAGUGAACCGGUUGGCAAAAAUACUGAAGGAUAAAGAAUUAAGCUCGAGUUUAAAAAACGCAGGGUAUGAAGUUAUAAGUUGUAUAAUACAAAGAGACGAAGGUAGGGGCCCGAUGAGACACUCGUUUCAUUGGUCAGAAAGUAAUCGUUAUUAUAUCGAAGAGCCAUUAUUGCGCCACGUGGAACCUCCACUAUCUAUUUACCUUGAACUGGAUAAACUGAAGGGCUAUGAGAAUUUAAAGUACACUCCGUCGCGUGACAAACAAUGGCACAUGUAUACGGUUGAAGCGAAACCACUUCCGGUUCAAAGAAUGUUUCUUAGAACACUUGUAAGACAACCAACGAAAGAAUGGUUUUCGCCCUCGGGAUACCACGGUUCAGAAGUUGUGGGCCCACGGUCUCAGUUGACUUUAUCUUAUACAUCAAGGAGUAUUUUGAGAUCUUUAGUGACCGCCAUGGAAGAACUCGAACUUCAUGUUCAUAAUGCGACUGUCAAAUCCGAUCAUGCUCAUAUGUAUCUCUAUGUCUUAAAGGAGCAGCAAAUAGACGAUCUCGUUCCGUUCUCCAAGAGAGUGGAUGUAGAUUCUGGGACCGAAGAGGGUGCGGUUGAGACACUUUUGGUGAAGUUGGCCCGUGAAAUCCACACCAUGGUUGGUAUAAAAAUGCACCGGUUAGGUGUUUUUGAGUGGGAGGUUAAGCUUUGCAUGGCGUCUUCUGGUCAAGCCAAUGGUGCGUGGAGGGUAGUGGUUACUAAUGUGACGGGUCAUACGUGUAUUGUCCAUGUUUAUCGGGAAAUCGAGGAUAAUGUUGAACACAAGGUGGUUUAUCAUGCUACAUCGACAUCGGGCCCGUUACAUGGUCUUCCUGUGAACGCACCAUUUCAGCCUUUGAAAUUACUCGAUCAGAAACGUCUUUUGGCCCGGAAAAGCAAUACUACUUACUGCUAUGACUUCAUGCUGGCGUUUGAAGCAGCCCUUGAGAAUAUCUGGUCAUCGAAACUUCCCGGUGAUAAUAGGCCCGGUGGUAAACUUGUAAAUGUGACAGAGCUCGUGUUUGCUGACCCGAGAGGCUCAUGGGGUACACAGCUUGUGGAAAUGAACCGCGAGCCGGGCCAGAACAAUGUGGGCAUGGUGGCAUGGACCAUGGACCUCCGCACACCCGAGUUUCCUCAUGGAAGGAAAAUUUUGGUAGUUGCAAACGAUGUCACGUUUAAAAACGGGUCUUUCGGACCGAUUGAGGAUGCGUUUUUCGAGGCGGUCACCGAACUUGCGUGUACGAAGAAACUGCCGCUCAUCUACCUGGCAGCGAACUCGGGGGCCCGAAUCGGGGCCGCUGAGGAGGUUAGAUCUUGCUUUAGAAUUGGGUGGUCCGAUGAAUCUAACCCUGAUUCUGGGUUCCAGUAUCUGUACCUAACUCCCGAAGAUUACAACCGAAUCAAAUCGUCGGUAAUUGCACAUGAAAUUUGUCUCGAGAGUGGUGAAACGAGAUGGGUUAUUGAUACAAUUGUGGGAAAAGAAGAUGGAUUAGGGGUUGAAAAUUUAAGCGGUAGCGGGGCCAUUGCUGGUGCGUUUUCGAAAGCAUAUAAAGAAACUUUUACAUUAACGUAUGUAACGGGAAGAACCGUUGGGAUAGGAGCUUAUUUGGCCCGUUUGGGAAUGCGGUGCAUACAACGCGUUGACCAACCAAUAAUCUUGACCGGGUUUUCGGCUCUAAACAAGCUUUUGGGCCGAGAGGUUUACAGCUCGCAAAUGCAACUCGGUGGGCCGAAGAUCAUGGGGACAAACGGUGUUGUCCAUUUAACGGUUUCUGACGAUCUGGAAGGCGUUUUGGCAAUCUUGAACUGGUUAAGCUUUGUUCCACCGUAUGUCGGUGGCCCGCUUCCAGUUUUGGCGCCGGUGGACCCGGUAGACCGGCCUGUAAACUACCAGCCCGAAAACUCAUGUGAUCCUCGUGCGGCUAUUUGCGGGACAGUGGACGGGAAGGGGACAUGGUUAGGAGGGAUUUUCGAUAGAGACAGUUUUGUGGAGACGUUAGAGGGUUGGGCGAGGACGGUUGUAACGGGCCGGGCCAAGCUCGGUGGGAUCCCAGUUGGGGUUAUCGCUGUCGAGACGCAAACGGUGAUGCAAAUCAUACCCGCGGAUCCUGGGCAGCUCGAUUCACACGAACGUGUGGUCCCGCAAGCUGGACAGGUGUGGUUCCCGGAUUCCGCUAGUAAAACCGCACAAGCGUUAAUGGAUUUUAACCGAGAAGAGCUCCCGCUAUUCAUCAUGGCCAACUGGCGAGGGUUUUCUGCCGGUCAACGGGAUCUUUUUGAAGGCAUUUUACAAGCGGGAUCGACAAUUGUUGAGAAUCUUAGAACGUAUAAACAGCCGGUUUUUGUUUACAUCCCGAAAACCGGCGAGCUUCGUGGCGGUGCAUGGGUGGUAGUUGACAGCCGAAUCAACUCAGACCAUAUCGAAAUGUACGCGGAAACAACCGCGAGAGGGAACGUUCUUGAACCCGAAGGUAUGAUUGAAAUCAAAUUCCGAAACAAAGAUUUGUUAGAAUGUAUGAACCGACUGGACCCGCAAAUUCGAAACCUCAAACAAAAACUACAAGAAGCGAAAUACGAUCAAACGAUCACCGACCAGAUAAAAGCUCGUGAGAAGCAGCUUUUACCGAUUUACACUCAGAUCGCCACCAAGUUUGCCGAGCUUCACGACACAGCUUUCCGAAUGGCUGAAAAAGGCGUGGUGAAAAAGGUGGUUGACUGGAACAUUUCUCGGGUUUUCUUCUACAAAAGGCUCCGCCGUCGGCUCGCCGAGGCUUCGUUAAUCUGUACCACACGUGAUGCCGCUGGUGACAAGCUUUCCUACAAGGCUGCUUACGAUAUGAUCAAGAAAUGGUUUUUGGACACGAAAACGGAACAACUUUGGCUUGAUGACGAGGCGUUUUUCACAUGGAAAGAUGACCCGUCGAAUUACGCAGACAAUUUAGCCGAGCUGCGUACACAGAAGGUUUCGAAUCAGUUAUUAAAGAUCGGUGGUUCACCAUCCGAUCUGGAAGCUUUACCGCAAGGGCUCGCUGCACUUUUGCAAGAGGUGGAUCCGACGACCAAAAGUAAAUUAGUUGAAGAACUGCGGCGGGUUAUUGAGACUUCGCUGGCGAAAUGAGAAGCCAUUCGGGCCGUGUACACUAUUUAAGAUUAUUUACAUAUUGAGAAUAUUUAUUUUCCUUCAUAAAUUUGUAAAUACAUAUCACAUUUCCAAUAAUAUAUAUAUUCAAUACCAAGAAAUAAUGUUGUGAACCA
Molecule: messenger RNA, 7147 nt
Organism: Helianthus annuus (common sunflower)
Lineage: Eukaryota; Viridiplantae; Streptophyta; Magnoliopsida; Asterales; Asteraceae
Product: acetyl-CoA carboxylase 1
Exons: 32
Coding region: 228-7010 (2260 amino acids)
Biological process (GO): fatty acid biosynthetic process
Molecular function (GO): ATP binding; acetyl-CoA carboxylase activity; metal ion binding
Source: RefSeq, a predicted model, not a curated record